AUGAGUCGCUGGAAGCCCCCAACGACAGACAUCCCACCAAUGAAAGAUCUCACGACGGAAAACAUCACCGAAAACGUACACAUCGUCAACUCACAAUGUCACGAUCCACGUCUCCGCUAUCUCCUUGAAUGUAUCGUCAACCACCUUCACGAAUUUUGUCACGAGACGAGACUUUCGACUGCAGAAUGGCAAGCGGGGAUUCAAUUCUUGACUGAAAUUGGCCAGAUCAGCAACGAUCUACGGCACGAGAUGAUUCUUCUUUCCGAUACACUGGGAGUGAGUUUGCUCGUUGAUUCGAUUAACCAUCCACGACAUGAACCUGCGACUGAGGGGACCGUUCUGGGGCCUUUUCACACGCACGACGCAAAGGAGAAAGACAACGGAGCCGUUCUACAUAACGAUCCAGACGCGACGCAAUUGCUCGUUGUUUGUAAAGUCAAAGAUACAGAUGGGAACAAUAUCUCAGACGUCAAGGUUGAUGUCUGGGAAGGGGACUCAAAGGGCUUCUACGAUGUGCAGGAUCCGAAUAGGACGGGACCCGAUGGAAGAGGGGUGUUGCGGUCCGACAAAGAGGGCAAUUUCUUUUUCAAAGCUAUUGUCCCAGUUCCUUACCCUAUACCCAUGGAUGGACCGGUAGGAAAGAUGCUUCAGGCACUUGGGCGCCAUCCAAACCGUCCUGGCCAUGUACAUUUCAUGCUGGAUAAGCCUGGAUAUGACCUAUUGAUAACGGCUCUAUAUCCACGCGGUGAUCCAUACGAGAGUUCAGACCCAGUAUUUGGAGUUAAGGAAUCACUGAUCGUCGACUUGUCCAAGGUGACAGAUCCGGCAAUGGCAUCUAAGUAUGACGUCAAGAUGGAUACUCCCUUGCUUACCUAUGACUUCGUGCUCCUGACAGAUCAGCAAGCUCGCGAAUUGCGAAAGGAAAGGGCUGUUGAGGAGAUGCGGAAGCAGAAGCGGAAUGUGCUCUGGCACAACGGGCUACCCGUGCCCGCGGCAGAGGGUCAAUGA
This is a messenger RNA of Penicillium maclennaniae, 1008 nucleotides long. Its product is annotated as intradiol ring-cleavage dioxygenase. The transcript is spliced from 2 exons. The coding region runs from base 1 to 1008 and encodes 335 amino acids. Gene Ontology annotation, molecular function: ferric iron binding; catechol 1,2-dioxygenase activity. NCBI's taxonomy places the organism in Eukaryota, Fungi, Ascomycota, Eurotiomycetes, Eurotiales, Aspergillaceae. The record is from RefSeq and is a predicted model, not a curated record. Gene Ontology annotation, biological process: catechol-containing compound metabolic process.